Monomorium pharaonis (pharaoh ant) is the source of this 1385-nucleotide messenger RNA. RefSeq names its product pre-mRNA-splicing factor PRP46. Gene Ontology annotation, molecular function: protein binding. The coding region runs from base 321 to 1364 and encodes 347 amino acids. The transcript is spliced from 10 exons. NCBI's taxonomy places the organism in Eukaryota, Metazoa, Arthropoda, Insecta, Hymenoptera, Formicidae. The record is from RefSeq and is a predicted model, not a curated record.
UCGUAUUUGUCGUUAAGCAAAAUUAACAAAUGCGAUUAGUCAAUUUCAAUGGAAUAACCGAAUGGUUUAAGGUAAUCGGAGUUGUGAAAAUCGUGUACCUGCGUCGUUGUGCGCAAGCGUGGCACAUGAAGAAAAAUUCAAGUUUGAGAUACGACGACUACGUUAGGCGUGCUGGAUUCACCACUGUUUUCAAAGGCAAAACAGAAGAUACUGAUAAUAACCGCGAGCCGAGGAAGAUAUGAAUUCUAACGAAUCGAGAGACCAUCAGUGGCAUCACGAACGCGGAUAUCGUGAUAACAAAGGUAGAAAGGAGAGAACAAAUGGAGUUGCAACCACGGCACUCUUGGUUUCAGAGGCCACAGCACAGCAUCAAAAAUCUUUGUCGGAUAACACACGAAGUACGCUUUGUUGAGAACUUGCGUGGCCUUUAUAGCGCACGUUUUUCUAAAACUGGCAAAGUUAUAGCCGCGGGUUUUGGCAGUGGUAGUAUUCAGAUUUGGAACGGUGAAACUGGUGAGCUAGAAGAAACGCUCAGAUCUGGUCUGGCUAGCUCCAUGCCGAUCAUGUGUUGUAGAUUCAAUCCAAUCCACAACGAGAUCUUCUACGCGUCUAGCGCCUGCGGAAUGAUCUUUGCAUGCAACACACACACAAAAGAAAUUUCCAGAUUUGUAAUUGAGCCAAAGAACGAGGUGAAUACGAUAGAUGUUAACAUUACUGGAGAUUACUUGGUUUCCGGCGGUAAAGAUGCAGCUGUUCGACUUUAUAAUACACAAACCGCUAAAUUGAUACUAGUAUAUAAAAACAAAGAAGUUUUGACAGAAAGUAAAAUCGCAAACUUUCAUCGAAUGAGAAUAUUUGCCGCAAAAUUUCACAAAGAAUAUCCUGAUCUAAUCAUAACUGGUGGCUGGGACGACACUGUUCGGAUUUGGGAUAUCAGAGUCCCGACUGGUUCAAUAAGAAUUAUUAAAGGUCCUCAUAUAUGCGGCGAUGCCAUCGACAUGCACGAAACGUGUAUCCUGACAGGCUCUUGGAUAGUACGCGAUAGUCUGCAAGUAUGGGAUCUGACGAGCGCAAAACUCAUCGACACAAUAAAUCCGUAUAACAGACUAUCGACUUUGAACGGCGAAUUUCUUUACGCAGUGCAAUAUUUUAACGGGAAUUCUCAUGGUGAUCUUGUCCUGGCUGGAGGUUCCGGUACUGGAGUAGUUGAAGUGAUUAGUUUAAAAGAAAAGAAGGUAAUGGGAAAUUUCGGUGCAAAUCGGCCAAUAUUCACCAUAGAUAGCUAUCAAACCACAAUAAUAUUUGGUGGCAUGGAAUCUGUGUUAAAACUUGGAGAUUACAAUUCUUUUAAUUCAAAUUGUUAAAUCUUAUUAUAAAUAUAUAUA